AGAAUAUAAAAGUACAAUUUUUAUAUUUUUUUUAAACGUCGUGUAAAAGAUAUAAUUUAAAUAUAUUUUAGCUUAAAACAUGAAAACUAAACAAGUAAAACAGAAAAAAGUCAUUGAACCAGAUAGUGAUUCCAGUUUUGAAGAGGAAGAUGAUAAACAAGGCGAAGUCAUGUUAACAGAUUCAGACAAUGACGAUAAAGAGGUAAAUGGUGAAGUUGGUCCUGUUACCGAUAGCUCUGAUGAUGAUGAAGAAAUGGAUGAUGAAAAGCCAACAACCAGUAAAAAUGCUAGAAAAAUGUCAUCCAAAGAUAAAAUGAAUUUAGAUUUAGAAGAUGACUCUAGCGACAAUGCUGAAGUUGAUGGGGAUGAUGAUGAAGAUGACGACGAUGAUGAUGAUGAUAAAGAACCUCAAGUGAGAAUGCCUGUUAUAAAUCCCUUAAGUUUCAUGCGUAAUAAGGAACAAAGGACGGCUCUGUUUCGUAAAAUGAAAAAGGAAAAGCAUAAAAAGAAAAUGCAAGAACGUAGAGCCAGACGCAAAGCAGGUGUACCAAUCAAUCCCGGCCAUACUAUUGAAAGUUUAAGAGAAAAAGAUCAGACCACAGUCGAAAAUUUGGAUGAUUCAGAUAAUGAGGAAUUACGCAAAGAGUUGCAAUUGGAUGAUUUCAGCUCAUAUUUCGAAAGAUCCUAUGAACCCAAAGUUCUUAUAACUUUUGCCGAUAAUCCGGUGACAAAAACCCGUAAGUUUGGUUUGGAAUUGGGACGUAUAUUCCCCAAUGCUUUGGUGAAAAUUCGCAACAAGUCAUCCGUUAAGAAAAUUUGUAAAUCAGCUGUCCGCGAAGAAUACACCGAUGUUGUUAUUAUCAAUGAGGAUAGACGUAAGCCUAAUGGUUUACUGGUUAUACAUUUGCCCAACGGUCCUACUGCUCUGUUCAAAGUAUCGAAUGUAAAGUUAACAUCAGAUAUGAAGAGAGAUCACAAGGAAAUCACCAAACAUCGUCCCGAAGUUAUACUUAACAAUUUUACAACACGCCUAGGUCUGACAGUGGGUCGUAUGUUGGGUGCUCUAUUUCAUCAUGAUCCUGAGUUCAAAGGACGUCGUGCUGUUACUUUCCACAAUCAACGUGAUUACAUAUUCUUCCGUCAUCAUCGAUAUGAAUUCACCAAGGAAGGAAAACGUGUCAAAUUGCGUGAAUUAGGUCCCCGUUUCACCUUGAAGCUGCGCUCUCUUCAAGAAGGUACCUUUGACAGCAAAACUGGUGAUUAUUCCUGGAUUAUAACAAACAAGCGACAUGCUCUGGAAGCUUCCAGACGUCGCUUCCAUUUGUAGUUGUUUAUUGGAAAAUAUAAUACAAUUUCUUUUGUUUUUAAGUUUCAACAAUGUAAUUUUUAAAUACAUUAUUUUAAAAUUUUGUAAAAAGAA
Messenger RNA from Calliphora vicina (urban bluebottle blowfly), 1420 nucleotides. Its product is annotated as probable ribosome production factor 1. The record is from RefSeq and is a predicted model, not a curated record. Lineage: Eukaryota; Metazoa; Arthropoda; Insecta; Diptera; Calliphoridae. The transcript has a single exon. Gene Ontology annotation, biological process: maturation of 5.8S rRNA; maturation of LSU-rRNA. Gene Ontology annotation, cellular component: nucleolus; preribosome, large subunit precursor. Gene Ontology annotation, molecular function: rRNA primary transcript binding. Bases 80 to 1327 code for a protein of 415 amino acids.